AUGUAUUUGGAGCCAGAGGAACUCGGGCUUCUGGCUGGCCAGGAACUGUUGACAUUCGGGGAUGUGUCCAUAAAUUUCUCCUUGGAGGAGUGGGAGUGCCUGGACCCUGCCCAGCGGAAUUUGUAUAGGGAUGUGAUGUUAGAGAACUACAGAAACCUGUUCUCCCUGGGUCUUGCAGCCUCUAAGCCAGACCUGAUCACCUGUCUGGAGCAAAGGAAAGAGCCCUGGAAGGUGAAGAGACAUGAGACAGUAGCAGAACACCCAGCUAUGUCUUCUCAUUUCACCCAACACCAUUUGCCAGAACAGAGCAUAAAUAUUUCAUUUCAAAAAGUGAUACCGAGAAGAUACGGAAGCUGUGGCCUUGAGAAUUUAAACUUAAUGAGAGAUUGUGAAAGUGUGGGUCAGUGUAAGGAACAGAUACAGUGUUAUAAUGGACUUAACCGAUGUUCACCGACUACCCACACCAAAAUCUUCCAGUGUAAUGAACGUUUGAAUGUCUUCAAAAAAUUCUCAAAUAUACAUAGAUACAAGAUGCGACAUCCUGUAGCGAAACCUCUUAAAACCCACAAAUGUGAAGAAUGCGGCAAAGCCUUUAAUCAGUUGGCACAUCUUACUAGGCAUAAGAGAAUUCAUACUGGAGAGAAACCCUACACAUGUGAAGAGUGUGGAAAAGCGUUUAAGGAGUUCUCCUAUCUUACUACGCAUAAGAGAAUUCAUACUGGAGACAAACCCUACAAAUGUGAACAAUGUGGCAAAGCCUUUACCCAGUUGUCAUAUCUUACUAUGCAUAAGAGAAUUCAUACUGGAGAGAAACCCUACACGUGUGAAGAGUGUGGAAAAGCAUUUAACUGGUGCUCAUACCUUUCUGCACACAAGAGAAUUCAUACUGGAGAGAAACCCUACAAAUGUGAAGAAUGUGGCAAAGCCUUUAAUCAAUUGUCGCAUCUUACUAUUCAUAAGAGAAUUCAUACUGGAGAGAAACCCUACAAAUGUCAAGAGUGUGGCAAAGCAUUUAACUGGUUUUCAUACCUUACUGCGCACAAGAGAAUUCAUACUGGAGAGAAACCCUACAAAUGUGAACAAUGUGGCAAAGCCUUUAACCACUUCUCGUAUCUUAGUACACAUAAGGCAGUCCAUACUGGAGAGAAACCCUACAAAUGUGUAGAGUGUGGCAAAGCCUUUAACCAGUUGUCAUAUCUUACUAUGCAUAAGAGAAUUCAUACUGGAGAGAAACCCUAUAUAUGUGAAGAAUGUGGCAAAGCCUUUACCCAGUUGUCAAAUCUUAUUACGCAUAAGAGAAUUCAUACUGUAGAGAAACCCUACAAAUGUGAAGAGUGUGGCAAAGCAUUUAACUUGUUUUCAUACCUUACUGCGCACAAGAGAAUUCAUACUGGAGAGAAACCCUACAAAUGUGAACAAUGUGGCAAAGCCUUUACCCAGUUGUCAUAUCUUACUAUGCAUAAGAGAAUUCAUACUGGAGAGAAACCCUACAAAUGUGAAGAAUGUGGCAAAGCCUUUACCCACUGCUCAUAUCUUACUAUUCAUAAGAGAAUUCAUACUGGACAGAAACCUUACAAAUGUGAAGAGUGUGGCAAAGCAUUUAACUGGUGUUCAUACCUUAUUGCACACAAGAGAAUUCAUACUGGGGAGAAACCCUACAAAUGUGAACAAUGUGGCAAAGCCUUUACCCACUGCUCAUAUCUUACUAUGCAUAAGAGAAUUCAUAAUGGACAGAAAUCCUACAAAUGUCAAGAAUGUGGCAAAGCCUUUAACCAGUUUUCAUAUCUUACUAAGCAUCAGAAAAUUCAUAAUGGAGAGAAACCCUACAAAUGUGGAGAAUGUGGCAAAGCCUUUAUCUACUGCUCAUAUCUUGCUGUUCAUAAAAAAAUACAUACUGGAGAGAAACCCUACAAAUGUAUAGAAUGUGGCAAAAGCUUUAAGCAGUUUUCAUACCUUACUAAACAUGAGAGAAUUCAUACUAAAGAGAAACCCUACAAAUGUGAAGAAUGUGGCAAAGCCUUUUUCUACUGCUCAUAUCUUACUAUGCAUAAACAAAUUCAUACUGUAGAGAAACCCUACAAAUGUCAAGAAUGUGGCAAGGCCUUUAAGCGGUUCUCGUAUCUUACUGUGCAUAAAAGAAUUCAUACUGGAGAGAAACCCUACAAAUGUGAACAGUGUGGCAAAGCCUUUACCCAGUCCUCAUAUCUUACUAUGCAUAAGAAAAUUCAUACUGGACAGAAACCGUACAAAUGUGAAGAAUGUGGCAAAGCCUUUAAGCAGUUCUCCUAUCUUACUGCGCACAAGAGAAUUCAUACUGGAGAGAAACCCUACAAAUGUGAACAAUGUGGCAAAGCCUUUAACCGGUUCUUAUAUCUUACUAAGCAUAAGAGAAUUCAUACUGGAGAGAAACCUUACAAAUGUGAAGAGUGUGGCAAAGCAUUUUAUUGGUAUUCAUACCUUACUGCACACAAGAGAAUUCAUACUGGAGAGAAACCUUACAAAUGUGAAGAGUGUGGCAAAGCAUUUUAUUGGUAUUCAUACCUUACUGCACACAAGAGAAUUCAUACUGGAGAGAAACCCUACAAAUGUAAAGAAUGUGGCAAGGAUUUUAGCCAUACCUCUCAGCUAAAGGUACAUAAGGUAGUUCAUACCGGAGAGAAGCCCUACAAAUGUGAAGAAUGUGGCAAAGCCUUUAGCCAGCGCGCAUCUCGUUCUGUACAUAAGAGAAUUCAUAGACAAGAAACUCUACAAAUGUGA
Lemur catta (Ring-tailed lemur) is the source of this 2757-nucleotide messenger RNA. RefSeq names its product zinc finger protein 737-like. The record is from RefSeq and is a predicted model, not a curated record. The transcript is spliced from 5 exons. Gene Ontology annotation, biological process: negative regulation of transcription by RNA polymerase II. Bases 1 to 2757 code for a protein of 918 amino acids. Lineage: Eukaryota; Metazoa; Chordata; Mammalia; Primates; Lemuridae. Gene Ontology annotation, molecular function: DNA-binding transcription repressor activity, RNA polymerase II-specific.